Lagenorhynchus albirostris (white-beaked dolphin) is the source of this 2739-nucleotide messenger RNA. RefSeq names its product nuclear receptor subfamily 1 group H member 4 (gene NR1H4). The record is from RefSeq and is a predicted model, not a curated record. Lineage: Eukaryota; Metazoa; Chordata; Mammalia; Artiodactyla; Delphinidae. Gene Ontology annotation, biological process: negative regulation of transcription by RNA polymerase II; negative regulation of inflammatory response; cell differentiation. Gene Ontology annotation, molecular function: zinc ion binding; nuclear receptor activity; bile acid binding. The transcript is spliced from 11 exons. Bases 347 to 1777 code for a protein of 476 amino acids.
GCAAAAUCAGAUUCUGAGGAUUUGUAGCAAAGUCACUGGGUUUUGGAGAGGAAGACUGGACUCAGAAUCCUCCCAGGACUUUGAAAGUUCAUCGCCAACCUAAGACAAUCCGAGGAGGUAGGAGACAUUGGAAGGAAGGAAGAAAGGAAGGAAGGAAGGAAGGAAGGAAGGAAGGAAGGAAGGAAAGAAGAAAACAAGACCUAGAGAUAUAGCUAGAAGUGAACACUGCAUAUCUUGGAGUUUUGGAUGCAUUCUGGACAUCUCCUCAGGAUGAAACUUCAGACAUUUUGGGGAUUUUUUUGAAGACCACCAUAACGAAGAUACAUUCUCAAACAGAAAAGUUUGGAUGGGAUCAAAAAUGAAUCUCAUUGAACACUCCCACUUACCUGCCACAGAUGAAUUUUCUCUUUCUGACAAUUUAUUCGGUGUACUAACAGAACAAGCAGCAGGUCCUCUGGGACAGAAUCUAGAAGUGGAACCAUACUCACAAUACAACAACAUUCAGUUUCCCCAAGUUCAACCACAGAUUUCCUCAUCUUCCUAUUAUUCCAACCUGGGUUUCUAUCCCCAGCAGCCUGAAGAGUGGUACUCUCCUGGAAUAUAUGAACUCAGGCGAAUGCCUGCUGAGACUCUCUACCAGGGAGAGACUGAGGUAGUGGAGAUUCCUGUGACAAAGAAGGCCCGACUGGGUGCAUCAGCAGGGAGAAUAAAAGGGGAUGAGCUCUGUGUUGUUUGUGGAGACAGAGCAUCCGGUUACCACUAUAAUGCACUGACCUGUGAGGGGUGCAAAGGUUUCUUCAGGAGAAGCAUUACCAAAAAUGCCGUGUACAAGUGUAAAAACGGGGGCAACUGUGUGAUGGACAUGUACAUGCGAAGGAAGUGCCAAGAGUGUCGACUAAGGAAAUGCAAAGAGAUGGGAAUGUUGGCUGAAUGUAUGUAUACAGGCUUGUUAACUGACAUUCAGUGUAAAUCUAAAAGACUGAGGAAAAACGUGAAGCAGCACGCAGAUCAGACCAUUAAUGAAGACGGUGAAGGGCGUGACUUGCGGCAAGUGACCUCGACAACUAAGUCAUGCAGGGAGAAAACUGAACUCACCCCAGAUCAACAGAAUCUUCUUCAUUAUAUUAUGGAUUCAUACAGCAAGCAGAGGAUGCCUCAGGAAAUAACAAAUAAAAUUUUAAAAGAAGAAUUCAGUGCAGAAGAAAAUUUUCUCAUUUUAACUGAAAUGGCUACCAGUCAUGUACAGAUUCUCGUAGAAUUCACAAAAAAACUUCCAGGGUUUCAGACAUUGGACCAUGAAGAUCAGAUUGCUUUGCUGAAAGGGUCUGCAGUUGAAGCUAUGUUUCUCCGUUCAGCUGAGAUUUUCAGUAAGAAACUUCCAGCUGGACAUGCUGACCUAUUGGAAGAGAGAAUUCGAAAGAGCGGUAUCUCUGAUGAAUAUAUAACACCUAUGUUUAGCUUUUAUAAAAGUGUUGCAGAAUUGAAAAUGACUCAAGAAGAGUAUGCUCUGCUUACAGCAAUUGUUAUUCUCUCCCCAGACAGACAAUACAUAAAGGACAGAGAGGCAGUAGAGAAGCUUCAGGAACCACUGCUUGAUGUGCUACAAAAGUUGUGUAAGAUUCAUCAGCCUGAAAAUCCUCAACAUUUUGCCUGUCUUCUGGGUCGCCUGACUGAGUUGCGGACAUUCAACCAUCACCACGCAGAGAUGCUUAUGUCAUGGAGAGUGAAUGACCACAAGUUUACCCCGCUUCUCUGUGAAAUCUGGGAUGUGCAGUGAUGGGCAUUGCAGGGGCAGGGUCUAGCUCUUCAUUUUCCUCAUAAUAUAAAUCCUAUAUAUAACUUUCCUUUAUUUCAUUUGUACCUGGUUUUAUGCAAGAAUUCUCAUCAAUAUUUAUGUGGUAGUUAUAUAACCUCCACAAUUGUAAAUGUGGGGCUAGGUUGAAAUACUUUCUCUACAUUUUAUUCUACAAGGCUUCAGGGAAUCUUUCACUCAAAUUGGUAUGCCCUUGUUUGCCUAAUUAAAUUAAUCAUUACUUCAAGUCUAUCUGUUGAAAUAAGGAAAAUCUCAUUUUGCUCUUCAUCUUACCUUACUGCAUAUAUUUUAUUAAAAGGCUGUGUUCAAUUUGGGCAAUAAACUGAACAUAAUGGCAACAGGCUUUUCUUUGGGAACAAAAUUUGAAAAAUAUACAACUUAUUUCUUUAAAUGAUGAAUAGCAUCCUAUCGAAUCUGAGGGGGUAAUUUCCAAAAAGGCAAACUCUUAGGACAUAAAUUGUGCUUUUCUCAUCCCUGGAAGCCCUGGUGAAUAUUCAUUCAUUUUCCAUAGCCCCCUGAUCAUUUCAUAUUCUUUGAAGUUCAAAGAGAAUAGCAUACAGAAAAGUUAAUUAUUGUCACAUGAAACAUUCCCUCAAGCAAUCUCUUUCCUUAGUUAGGGUCUUGAGGCAGCAUUUACAAAUUCAGAGUACGCAGAUAACUCCAGUGAUGGGACAUUCCAUUUAGUCUCUUAAAAGUGCUCACUAUUGGCUUUAGUGCAUAUAAUUAAUCAUUUUUCUUUUGUUUGUUUUGUUUUUGGAAAACACUCCUUCAGCAGGGUGCACAGCUGUUGUAUACUUCCCCUAAGGCAGGAAUUAGUUCAUUUCCUUCCUUCAUUGUUAUACUGUUGCAUUCUUCUCCCCAUUUUCCUUUGGUGAAUACAAUAAAACACCUAUAAGUAAUGGGCUUAUAUGUCCCUUUCUCCUGAA